This is a messenger RNA of Mucor mucedo, 2010 nucleotides long. Its product is annotated as glycoside hydrolase. The coding region runs from base 22 to 1884 and encodes 620 amino acids. Gene Ontology annotation, cellular component: membrane; endoplasmic reticulum. The record is from RefSeq and is a predicted model, not a curated record. NCBI's taxonomy places the organism in Eukaryota, Fungi, Mucoromycota, Mucoromycetes, Mucorales, Mucoraceae. The transcript is spliced from 5 exons. Gene Ontology annotation, biological process: carbohydrate metabolic process; N-glycan processing. Gene Ontology annotation, molecular function: mannosyl-oligosaccharide 1,2-alpha-mannosidase activity; calcium ion binding.
UUUUUUUUUUUUAAUUCUUACAUGCAGAUGUUACCCACCCACAGUUCCGCGAAUAAUAAUCGUGGUGAUUUUUAUAGUGAUGAUGAUAAAUAUGAUAAAACACAUAGUAGCAAAGGCUAUGGUAUAUUAAGAUCCAUAAAGAAUUUAGACCGCAAAGUAGUUGUAACCACCCUCAUUGUAACAGUAUUCGUUGUAUAUUAUAUUUCUCAAUGGACCGGUCAUUCAGUUUCUAUCACCAAUGAGAAGGACGAAUUAGACAUCUCUCCGCUUCCAUUUGUACCAACCUUCAUACCCAACCCCAUUAUUCCAGAUGAAGAAGAAAUAGAGGAAGAAGACCUUGAAGAAGAAGAAGAAGAGGAAGCACUGGUCAUCAUCGAGGACAGUUUAAAGUUGGACUCCGACUCUUUCUUAUUCACACAAUAUCCUCCACCUACCUCACUUGUCCCCACAGACACUCUCACUGCCUCACGUCAGCAGCAAAUCAUCAACGCAUUUCGUCAUGCAUGGAAAGGCUAUUCCCAAGAUGCCUAUGGCAAAGAUGAAUACCAACCAUUAUCUCAUUCGGGUCAUGAUUGGGCUCCAGGAGGUGUCGGCCUCAUGAUCAUUGACUCACUCGAUACCAUGCUCCUCAUGAACUUGACUACCGAAUACAACCAAGCGCGUCAGUGGAUCGCCACUAGCCUGGAUUUUAACAAAAACCAAGGUGUCAACGUGUUUGAAACCACUAUUCGUAUCCUAGGUGGUCUCUUAUCCGCUUACCAUCUUUCGAACAAUGAUAAACUCUAUCUUGAAAAGGCCGUGGAUUUGGGCGACAGAUUAUUAUAUGCCUUUAAUACGGAUUCAGGCAUCCCUUAUUCUGACAUUACCUUAUCCACCGGCGUACCUAACAGCUAUGGUUCCAGCAGUACCGCUGAAGCAGCUACCAUUCAAUUGGAGUUCAAAUACCUGUCUCAUCUCACGGGCGAUAUGAAGUAUUGGGAUGCGGCUGAAAAGGUCAUGGAGCGUUUAAAUGAACUGGUCAUGGCUGUAGAUGCAGGUGCCGUGGAUGGAUUAGUACCGAUUUAUAUCGAGGCUAUGGAGGGUAAUUUUGCUUCUAGAGAAAUCCGUUUGGGAUCGCGUGGUGAUAGUUACUAUGAAUACUUGUUAAAGCAGUACCUUCAAACCGACAAAUCUGAAAUCAAGUACCGUGAAAGAUACGAUCAUGCAGUGGAUGGUAUCAAGAAACACUUGGUCAAGUACACCUAUCCUAAUCAUCUCAUGUACAUUGCGGAAAUGAUGGACAGCAAAUACCCUUCUAUCACGCACAACAAGAUGGAUCACCUCGUAUGCUUUAUGGGUGGUAAUUUCGUGUUGGGUGUCACAGAAGGAUCUUCUAUUCAUGAAUUGGAUCCUUUGGAUGCCAAGGAUGCAGAGGAUUUCCGUUUGGGACAGGAAUUAACACGUACCUGUUACGAAAUGUAUAAUAUGACAGAGACAGGAUUAGCCAGUGAAAUUGUAUAUUUGAACACAUUUGAACAGAGUGAUCCUGAACAACCCGAUAUGGAGAUUCACUACCAAGAUGCCCAUAGUUUGUUAAGACCAGAGACAUUGGAAAGUAUCUUUUUAUUAUACAGAAUGACAGGUGAAGAGAAAUAUCGUGAAUGGGGUUGGAAGAUCUUUGAAGCGUUUGAGAAACAUACUAAAUUAGAAGGUGGAGGUUAUGCAGCUUUAAAAGACGUUACAAAAUUGCCUGCAACGAAGGAUAAUAGAAUGGAUACCUUCUUUUUAGCCGAAACGUUAAAGUAUUUGUAUCUGUUGUUUAGUCCCGAUGAUAUCAUACCUUUGGAAGGAUAUGUGUUUAAUACAGAAGCACAUCCUCUGCCUGUAUUUUCACCCACCGUCUAAAAAAACACAUUUUUUUGUUCAUUCAUAAAGUAUCCCGUUGAACGGUAAAACAUCCCCAUUUUUUUUAUCUGCAUUUUUACAUGUAAAUCAGUUAAUAAAGUAAAUCUAUUUUACAUCUUCCCGUGA